Linum trigynum is the source of this 1154-nucleotide messenger RNA. The record is from the annotation of a GenBank genome assembly. NCBI's taxonomy places the organism in Eukaryota, Viridiplantae, Streptophyta, Magnoliopsida, Malpighiales, Linaceae.
CACAAAAAGUCGUCUAUGAAUUGCCUUCGACGAUUUCCAAAUAUAGUACAAUUUGUUAUCGCGCACUUGAUUAAGAAUUCAGAACCCUAGCUAAUACAGAGUGCCCAUAUGAAAAUGUGUUACUGCUCAUCCUCAUCAUCAUCCCAAUCUCGAUCUCCAUUGUUGCCCCAACAUCACAAUGACAAGUCGACAUCCGCAGUCGUCGAUCCCACAACCACCAACGAUUCGCCGCCACCACCGCCUUCUACGGUUCCCGAGGACAACCAACCGGCGGCGGUUGAUCCGAACAACAAAAUCGAAUCCGAAGUUCACAGCUGUUUACCCCAUUGGGAAGUCGUCUUGUUCCUGUUUCUCAUUGGGCUCGUGUGUAUUGGUGUUCCCAUCAUGGUUAGCAAUAAUACCAACAACAGCAAUAGUAGUGGUCUUACUACCGGCAGUGCGGCGGGCCGGUUAUUAACAGCCAACUGGGUCAUUGUUCUCCAUCUCGACAACAACGUCGGCGACUGUUGUCCAUCGCUGCACCUCUACCGAAUCCAGGCCUCACUUUUCCAUGCCGACGACGGUCAUCGUCCGCUCGCAACGACCCGGCGGUUCACCACACUGAAUAUCGACAACGCAGCGCAUGACGGGAGCGACGUGACGUUUUCGAUUCAAUUAAGAGCGGAAGGAGGAGUUGACGUCGCGAAGCUGCAUGUGGUGGAUGCCAUUUCCCAGGAUUAUGGGACGGAACCCACGUUGAGGUUCAAAUCAGUUAUUCUGGUUUGGGCACGACUCCAGCCGAAUCUAUUCCCUGCCCGGUACUAUUUAGCUCGGAUUAGUUGCAAUCCGUUCUGGAUCGGAUCUUCUAAUAUUGGGAUGAGCACAAUCUCCUCAGAUCACAAAAAAUGUCACGUCCACGUGUAAGUAAAACAUUUAAUUCCACAUUCCUUUCUUUUUGAACUAGCUAGUUUAGACCAUUAAAAAAACUACAUAAUAGGGAUGAGCGUCGGGUGGAUUGACAGGGGUUUAUGCUCUAAUUAACUCCUCUACAAUUAAAUUAUAUAAGUGUAUGAGUUUAAACGUGACCGCACACACCUAAAUAUAUCAUAUAUUAGGUGGAGUAAUGCGAUUUUACGACUGGGUUAAGACAAUUUGCAUAAAUUUGAAUAUUAUUU